Messenger RNA from Trichechus manatus latirostris (Florida manatee), 1248 nucleotides. RefSeq names its product cyclin dependent kinase 3 (gene CDK3). Gene Ontology annotation, biological process: G1/S transition of mitotic cell cycle; regulation of G2/M transition of mitotic cell cycle; protein phosphorylation. Gene Ontology annotation, cellular component: cyclin-dependent protein kinase holoenzyme complex; nucleus; cytoplasm. The record is from RefSeq and is a predicted model, not a curated record. The transcript is spliced from 9 exons. The coding region runs from base 86 to 1144 and encodes 352 amino acids. NCBI's taxonomy places the organism in Eukaryota, Metazoa, Chordata, Mammalia, Sirenia, Trichechidae. Gene Ontology annotation, molecular function: cyclin binding; cyclin-dependent protein serine/threonine kinase activity; ATP binding.
GGUGCUGGAGCGGGGGAGCCAGGGUGCUGGGCAUGGGGGGGCGAAUGCCCCAGGUGCCGUCUGUUUCCUGGGCAGCUCUGCGGUCAUGGAUGUGUUCCAGAAGGUAGAGAAGAUCGGAGAGGGUACCUAUGGAGUGGUGUAUAAGGCCAAGAACAAGGAGACUGGGCAGCUCGUGGCCCUAAAGAAGAUCAGGCUGGAUUUGGAGACCGAGGGUGUCCCAAGCACCGCCAUCAGGGAGAUCUCCCUUCUCAAAGAACUUAAGCACCCCAACAUUGUCAGGCUGCUGGACGUGGUACAUAGCGAGAAGAAGCUUUACCUGGUUUUCGAGUUCCUCAGCCAGGACCUGAAGAAGUACAUGGACUCCACCCUGGCCUCUGAGCUCCCCCUGCACUUAGUCAAGAGCUACCUCUUCCAGCUACUGCAGGGGGUGAAUUUCUGCCAUUCUCAUCGGGUCAUCCACCGAGACCUGAAGCCCCAGAAUCUGCUCAUUAAUGAGUUGGGAGCCAUCAAGCUGGCAGACUUUGGGCUGGCUCGAGCCUUUGGGGUGCCUUUGCGCACCUACACCCACGAGGUGGUGACACUGUGGUAUCGCGCCCCCGAGAUCCUCUUGGGCAGCAAGUUCUAUUCGACUGCUGUGGAUGUCUGGAGCAUCGGUUGCAUCUUUGCAGAGAUGGUAGAGAGAGGGACAAAGCAUGGCCACAGGGAGGCCACAGGCAAACAUUUUCUUUGUGAGCUAUGCAGCUGUUCUGACUGCUUAUCUGGUAUUGGAUUGGGCUUGACAGAGCUGUGGACACACAUCUCCUCUUCCCCAUUCCAGGUAACUCGCCGAGCCCUGUUUCCUGGUGACUCUGAGAUUGACCAGCUCUUUCGUAUUUUUCGGACCCUGGGGACGCCCAGUGAAGCCACGUGGCCGGGAGUCACCCAGCUGCCUGACUAUAAGGGCAGUUUCCCCAAGUGGACCAGGAAGGGGCUGGAGGAGAUUGUGCCCAAUCUGGAGCCAGCAGGCAAGGAUCUGCUCAUGAAACUCCUGCAAUGUGACCCCAGCCGGCGGAUCUCAGCGAAGGCGGCCCUGGCCCACCCGUACUUCUCUGCCGAGCCCUCCCCGGUCCCCCGCCAGUGCGUGCUGGAGCGGUUCUGCCGUUGAGAAUAUGAGACCCACCACCUACAAUCCUCUCUCCAGCUGCUGUCCCACCCACUACCAAGAAAGAGAAUGAAUCUGGGGAGAUAGAAAAGCUCUGAAGAAUUGGG